This is a messenger RNA of Bicyclus anynana (squinting bush brown), 4716 nucleotides long. RefSeq names its product choline-phosphate cytidylyltransferase A. The record is from RefSeq and is a predicted model, not a curated record. Lineage: Eukaryota; Metazoa; Arthropoda; Insecta; Lepidoptera; Nymphalidae. Gene Ontology annotation, molecular function: choline-phosphate cytidylyltransferase activity; phosphatidylcholine binding. Gene Ontology annotation, biological process: CDP-choline pathway. The coding region runs from base 408 to 1562 and encodes 384 amino acids. The transcript has 8 exons.
CGCGUGUCAGACGAGCCUCCACGUCGGCGUCGCGCCAUUCGGGGCACCUCUCACCCCGUGCCUCACACCCGCCGGCGCCCUGCUCACUGUACAUUCCUCGCUCACUACUUGCCUUGCCUCAAAUCUGCUAAGCUAACAUUUGUUACGUUAGUCACUUCCCAACGAUCGAGAAACGCGCGCGCGUGCUCUUUCGUAUAUUACAUGAUCACAGCGGUAUAUUGUCAUUAGCAUAUUAUCCCACUUCUGCAAUUAUUCUGUGAUCAUUACAUUUUGUUACAUACAUUUGGCAUUGUUAACUUUUGUACGCGAUACGAUGCUACCAUCGUUUAGUGACUGCAAGUGUUAACUGAACUGAUAUUGUGAUUUGUGCCCUGUUUUGAGCUAAAAAUUUUUUUUUUAAUCAAUUGAUGAUGUCAGCUUUAACCAUGACGACGACGCUUACAAAUGGACACCAUAACGGGACGUGCAAUGGGAAACUGGAAACUAGUUUAAAUGGUUACAGGAAGAAUGGAUACGUGAAACCAGAGCCAGAACCCAGUGGAUCAGAUCCAUCACUGCACCAACCAGCACCCUACAACGACGAUGCGAUGGCGAUAGCGGAGAGAGACCGGUGUUCAUACGGUCGCAUACCCAGGGCGGCGGCGAUCGCCGGCACAGCCAACCGCAAAGUGCGGGUCUACUCCGACGGCAUCUAUGACAUGUUCCAUCAGGGACAUGCGAGACAACUGCAGCAAGCAAAGACUGUAUUCCCUAAUGUCUACCUUAUUGUAGGAGUCUGCAGUGAUAGACUAACGCACAGUCGCAAAGGGCGAACAGUGAUGACAGAAGACGAAAGGUACGAAGCCGUCCGACAUUGCAGAUACGUCGAUGAGGUGGUCCGCGACGCGCCUUGGGAGUACGACGAGGAGUUUCUGGAGAAGCACAAGAUCGACUUCAUCGCGCACGACGACAUCCCCUACACGACGCAGGACUGCGAGGACACCUACGCGAUGAUCAAGGCCAAAGACAUGUUCGUCGCCACCGAGCGGACAGAAGGCGUGUCGACGUCAGACAUAGUGGCGCGGAUAGUCCGCGACUACGACAUGUACGUGCGGCGGAACCUGGCGCGCGGAUACUCCGCCAAGGAGCUCAACGUGUCCUUCCUCAACGAGAAGAAGUUCCGGCUGCAGAACAAGAUGGACGAACUCAAAGAUAAAGGCAAAAAGGUGAUGACAAACAUAGGCGAGAAGAGGGUAGAUAUCCUGACGAAAUGGGAGGAGAAGUCGCGCGAGCUGAUCGACGCGUUCCUGCUGCUGUUCGGGCCGGACGGGCGGCUCAGCAACAUCUGGAACGAGUCGAAGGGCCGCCUCAUGCAGGCGCUCAGCCAGCCGCCCUCGCCGCGCGGCUCGCCCGCGCCCAGCGAGAACGGCGACGACCACGAGCCCCUCAACAGGGGGUCCGCAUCGCCGCCGCCACCAAAGUCGCGACGCUGCGAAGCGCUGUGGGAUCAGCAAGCAGGUAACUGGAUGCAUCGAGCUCUGAGUGCCUUGGGGAAUCGGAAGAGGCCGUACAACGGCAGCUGACGGACGACGGCUCGGACAGCGAUGACGACUACCAAGACACCAGCCCCUACCUUUAGUUAAUUUAGCUUUACAUUUGUAGUCGAUAUUAUAUUAUAUAUAUGUAUAUUGGAAACAAUGGCGUAACCAUAUCGUGGGGACGGGGCCUUACAAAUGUUUGCGGGAAGGAUCACAUAAAGAGCCACAGACUGACGGCCAUGUCUAUAACAUUGAUAAUGAUGAAAACCUCAAUAUUCUUCAAAGUAAAGUGAACUUUAAGUUAGUAGUGAUUAGGUCCAUAUUACUUUGUAGAAAAUUGAGGCUUAAAUCUGAAUUAAUGUUUAUAAAUAUGGCCAUGAGAGUUUAGGCGUUGUGAGUUCAGGGUCCUUACAGUUGUCUGUGUGAAGGAUCACUUUAAGAGCCAUAGACAGAAAGAGUUUAAGCAUUCUGACUCCUAAUGUUUAUAACUUUAUAUAGAUUGCUAUUUGCAUUGUAAUAUAAAGUUGCAAACGUUGUUCAGAACGCCAGAACUGUAUCUACAGGCUCUGUGUAUUCGUUUUAAUAUUCGUGCGACGUACGUCCACUGGAGAAUUUCGCAUUUGCAUUCGAACUUAAUUGACUUAUUAUAUACUCAGAUGCAUAAUUAUCCGCCCACUUUUUAUAUGAAGUUAGUAUAUUGAAGUGGGCGGAUAAUUGUGCCUCUGAGUAUAUAUACCUAGUUUGUUAUUUAUUACAAUAAACUGUAACAAAUUAAUCGAGAACUCUGCUAUGUCUGUAAAUUUAGUUUGGUCUUUUGUAACAAAUUACAAUGUUGCCUAGCAACAAUUUCAGAAUCAUAGGUUAUUGAAAACGGUUUAGGACAGGUAUACAAGCUUUAGAGAGUUAAAUCGAAUUGUUUUCUCUGUGAAAAACACGCAACGUGUUGUUUCUGGCCAAUGGUGUGCACAAGUUUUUCAGCCAGGGUAUGUAAUCAUACAAACUGUAAUUCUUCUUUAAUAAGGACUUGUUAUGAGUGUUUAGGUCUUGCAUUUUUGCAAGUAUAAAAUGCACGCUAAAAAAGUGCUAUACUUAGUUUUUGGGUUAAUUUAGCCAAACACACAUCAUUUGAUGUGUUAUAAAUGUGAAGUAUACGGAAUUUUCUUCUAAAAAGGUGAAUAUUAGGGAAAACCUGUCUUCAUUUCGCUAUUUGAGACUCUAGAUCUAGAAGUUGCUUGUUCUAGAUUAAGUUUUCAACUAUUUCCAAAACUAUAAAUAAUAUUUUCUUAAACAUCACGAAUAAUAAAAUAAGUGUUUGAAAACAAAUUAUCACAUCUAUAAUUAUAUUAUCUACUUAGGGGAAUAUAAAAUUAAAUUAAUUAGGUAAAUGAUUAAAAACUGAGUGAUAAAGUGUCCUUUUAAUAUCAACAGUCAGUCAUAAUACGCUUCCAGCUGUUAUUAUAAUCCGGGCCAAAAUUAUAGACUGUCGGUAAGAAUAGGAAGCAUUAAGUGUUAGUAGUUAGGCCUUCAAUGUAUGGGCUGUGAACAAUGGUAUUAUAUAAAAGAUACGUUAUAUGCCUACAAAAACAUCGAAAAAAACCAUUAAAGUGGCUGCACACAUGCAUAGUUUUGCGUUUCGUAACAUUUCACAUUGCCAGUAGUCCUAACAUGUGACCCACGACAUAUCUUCUGAUGACUAAAUGAAGAAUGCACAGUCGGACCGAAUUUAUCGCUGUCUCUGUCGUCCUAUCGCAAACGAAAGAGACAGCGAUAUUUCCGGUUUGUUCGCUAUUGGUCGACAAUAUGUUUGUCUACGCGAAAUAUGUGGAUUCGUCGUCAUUUACAACCGAAAGGGAUGUGAAUUUUCAUCCUACGUCUAACAAGUUAAAUAAAUAAAUAAGUUAGCCUGCUUCCAUCUUAGAUUGCGUCAUCGCUUACCAAUAGAGAUUGUAAUCAAGGGCUAACUUGUAAAGAAUAAAAAAGGUAUGUCCUGGGUCGCAUAUUAAGCCUACUGAUGUAUAAUAAAUUGUAUACAACACUUCACUUUUGUGCGUACUAGUAACAUAUCUAUUUAUAUAAUAUCAUUGGUUGUGAAGGCAUAUAGUUACGCCACUGUAUGGAAAUGUAUCAUAGUAUUUUUAUACGAUGUACAACGUCCAUACCACAUCGAAGUACGAGACGCGUUCUCAGACGAGCAUUUCGUGAGUGCGGCGAGGUGGACGACCAUUUGACCACAGUUGCUAAUAAUUCGUUACUUAUUUAUUGUAGGCAAAAUAUAUUAAACUGGCGCCUACACAUAUUCACACUGAAGAAUACACAUAUGGUUUGUAGGUAGUUACUAUAUUUCUGGAAGAUUGUUUGGCAAGGCAUCAGAAAAUGUCGUUGUCUUGAUAGCACAAAUUACUUUGUGUAUAAACGUAUAACGUGAUCACGGUAGAAACGAAUUGUUUGAUUAUUUUGUGAUACAGAGGAGGGCGUAUGACACCGAAACCUGUUUACCAGAAAAAUCGUUACUUAGCAACGAAAUGAUAAUUUAUAAACAUGUACAAACAUGUUUAUAAGUUAUCAUUUGUUUUGCGUUCGCUCUUUUACUCAAAGCGUCUAUAUUUGUAUCUUACCACAUACCCAAACAGUCUUUCGGGAAUAGAAGAUCUAUAUAAAAUGUCACACUAGUUGUGAGAACAAAACUGUACUCAGAGGCACAAUUAUUCGCCCACUUUAAUAUAUAAUAAUAAUAAUAUGAAGAUAGGUAUAGUUUAUUUCUUAUUACAUGUCAAAUGAGAAAGACAAAACUUGUGAAUAAGCUAUCAGAAAGUUACUAGGUGGUGAAACUGGCCCUAAAAAUAAUGUAAAUUUUAACGGGGGAGCCCUUUCACAAAUAGGUCGCGUCCGAUUAGCAACUGUCGAUAAAAGGAAGUCUUACGUUGCUGUUGAUGUAUUAAGUUAUUAUUAUAAAUACGAGUAUGCCUGCUGUCUGGUUACGUGAGUGAAUGUAUUUAAUCCUAUUAGUUUUAAUACAUAUUAUUAUUAUUAUUUAUAUUCGUUUGUUUAUUGUAAAUUUUUAUCUCAUUUAAAACGGUAUGCAGGAUGCCUGCAUUUCUUUUUUUUGUUAGCACCGUGAGUGUGAAGUGCAGAAAGUAUCUCAGAAGAUUUUAUUUGUACAUUACUUUUUGACAAUGGAUUAAAGAGGUGCUUCAAAUUA